CGCAAUGAAUCUAUUUCUCCAGCCAAAAAGGUCGGAAACAGCGGCAGCAGAGGCGUCCGACGAGAAAUAGGAAGAAAAGCAUGGCGGCAGAGGAGCUGAGCAACAAGCGGGUCAUCUUCAAGGACUAUGUGACCGGCUACCCCAAAGAGGAGGACAUGAUCUUGACCUCCGCCACCGUGCCGUCGAAGGUCCCCCAGGGCUCCACCGCCGUGCUCCUCAAGAACCUCUACCUCUCCUGCGACCCUUACAUGCGCGGCCGCAUGUCCAAGCCCAUCAACCACAGCUACACCGAUGCCUUCACGCCUGGCUCUGUAAUUAUUGGUUAUGGUGUAUCUAAAGUUGUCGACUCUGGACAUCCAGAUUUCAGUCCUGGAGACUUGGUAUGGGGAAUGACUGGGUGGGAAGAGUAUACUUUAGUAACUACACCAAAAGGUUUAACUAAAAUCAAAUACACAGAUGUACCACUUUCGUACUACACAGGGAUCCUGGGAAUGCCUGGCCUUACAGCUUAUGUUGGAUUUCAUGAAAUAUGUUCUCCUAAGAAAGGAGAAACAGUUUAUGUGUCAGCAGCAUCUGGAGCAGUUGGCCAACUUGUUGGCCAAUUUGCAAAGUUGAUGGGUUGCUAUGUAGUUGGAAGUGCUGGUACCAAAGAGAAGGUUGAUCUCUUGAAAGCUAAAUUUGGCUUUGAUGAUGCUUUUAACUAUAAGGAGGAGGAAGAUCUUGAUGCUGCCUUGAAAAGGUGCUUUCCUGAUGGAAUAGACAUCUACUUCGAAAAUGUUGGUGGUAAAAUGCUUGAUGCUGUGUUGUUGAACAUGAGAGUGCAUGGCCGAAUUGCUGUUUGUGGGCUGAUAUCACAAUACAAUCUCACUCAGCGAGAGGGCAUAUACAACAUGACCGCUAUCGUGACAAAGCGCAUCAAGAUGCAAGGAUUCAUCGAGCCUGAUCACAAGCACUUAUAUCCUCAGUUCCUGGAGGCGGUCAUUCAGUUUAUCAGGGACGGAAAGGUGGUUUAUGUUGAAGACAUCGCUGAAGGCAUCGAGAAAGCUCCAUCAGCACUUAUUGGCCUGUUCACAGGUCGCAAUGUUGGCAAGCAGGUAGUCCUUGUUGCACGCGACUGAUUAAUCAACAAGGUGUCGAUCUCUGUUGCUGAAGAACUGCUAGUGUGUUCUUGGGGUAUUGGUCUGUUCCACGAGUGUUUUAGUCAGAAAAUGGACAUGACUUAUGUAAACUUUUUAUGGCAAUAUCUAAAUAAAGAUGGUAAUCUUGAGAUCC
Messenger RNA from Musa acuminata AAA Group (dessert banana), 1272 nucleotides. RefSeq names its product 2-alkenal reductase (NADP(+)-dependent). Gene Ontology annotation, molecular function: oxidoreductase activity, acting on the CH-CH group of donors, NAD or NADP as acceptor. The record is from RefSeq and is a predicted model, not a curated record. NCBI's taxonomy places the organism in Eukaryota, Viridiplantae, Streptophyta, Magnoliopsida, Zingiberales, Musaceae. The transcript has 5 exons. The coding region runs from base 81 to 1118 and encodes 345 amino acids.